Cicer arietinum (chickpea) is the source of this 1523-nucleotide messenger RNA. Its product is annotated as homeobox-leucine zipper protein HAT3. Gene Ontology annotation, biological process: regulation of DNA-templated transcription. Gene Ontology annotation, cellular component: nucleus. The record is from RefSeq and is a predicted model, not a curated record. NCBI's taxonomy places the organism in Eukaryota, Viridiplantae, Streptophyta, Magnoliopsida, Fabales, Fabaceae. Gene Ontology annotation, molecular function: DNA-binding transcription factor activity, RNA polymerase II-specific; sequence-specific DNA binding.
UUUAAUAUGAUUGAAUGCAAUUUGGCACCCUGACACAAGUCAUCAUUAACUCUAUUUCAUGUUUCUCUCUUUAUCAAUCUAUCUUUUUCACCACUCUUCUCCAUAGUAUGUAUCUAUAUAUAGUCCCAUCUAUCCUCCAUUCUUUUUACUGUUCUCCAUAAAGCCAAUGCACUGCCACCAUAGUCCAUAGCCUAACCCCAUUUUCUGUCCUUCACCUCUUAACACCAUUUUGCUUCUUUUUUAACCCCAAACCAUUUCUUUGAGAUAUAGAGAACAAAACAUGGGUGAUAAAGAGGAUGAGUUGGGUUUGGGUUUGAGUUUGAGUUUGAGUUUAGGAUAUGGAGCAAAUGCAAAUAAUGCUCCUUUGAAAGUGACUCACAUGCACAAGCCUCCUCAAUCGGUUCCAAAUCAAAGGGUUUCCUUCAAUAACUUUUUCCAUUUUCAUGAUCUGAGUUCCGAAACGAGGUCGUUUAUCGGUGGAAUAGACGUGAACUCGCCGGCGACGGCUGCGUGCGACGAUGAGAAUGGAGGUUCAUCUCCGAACAGUACAGUGUCAAGUAUCAGCGGAAAGCGAAGCGAGAGAGAAGGAAAUGGAGAAGAGAACGACGCAGUUGAGAGAGCCUCUUGUUCUCGAGGAGGGAGCGACGACGAUGAUGGAGGAGGAUGCGGCGGCGACGGUGACUCUUCAAGGAAGAAGCUGAGAUUAUCGAAGGAACAAUCGGUGUUGCUGGAAGAAACAUUCAAAGAGCACAACACAUUGAAUCCGAAACAAAAGCAAGCAUUGGCAAAGCAGUUGAAUCUGAUGCCCAGACAAGUGGAGGUGUGGUUUCAAAACAGGAGAGCAAGAACCAAGUUGAAGCAAACUGAAGUGGAUUGCGAAUACUUGAAGAGAUGCUGUGAGACUCUAACCGAAGAGAAUAGGAGGUUGCAAAAGGAAGUGCAAGAACUUAGGGCAUUGAAGUUAUCCCCACAACUCUACAUGCACAUGAACCCUCCCACCACUCUUACAAUGUGCCCUUCGUGUGAGCGUGUCGCAGUGUCAUCUGCAUCCUCUUCAUCAGCCAACGUCCCCUCUGCUCUGGCUCCAGCUAAUCGCAACUCGAUAGGCCCAAGCGUUCAGCGGCCAGUACCUCUCAACCCUUGGGCGGCAAUGUCUAUCCAAAACCGUUCCCGACCAUGAAUUUUCGUCCCCGAAUCAGUAGGGUAAAGUUCAAGCUUUAGGCAGAGGGACAUUUUAGAUGCUAGACAGAAAAAUGAAUUAAUUCUAUAGUGCACUUUACUUUAGUGUUGGUUCACUAGGACUUGAGCUUAUGACUUUGGUUAACUUUUAAGUCUAGGCUUAUUUUAUUUUGGGCCUAGAGAUAACAUGUUUUACUCAACUUUAGGGUGUGUAAAGUUUGGACAUGUUAAAGUAGGUUGUGUUUUUCAUAUGCUAAAUUAGUUUUUUUAUAAACUUUGAAAGGAUGAAAAGGAGAAUCCGAAUCUGUUUUAUAUAAUAUACUUUUCUCAUGUGAUUUGUCAUA